This is a messenger RNA of Arabidopsis thaliana (thale cress), 1901 nucleotides long. Its product is annotated as Homeodomain-like superfamily protein. The coding region runs from base 31 to 1731 and encodes 566 amino acids. Lineage: Eukaryota; Viridiplantae; Streptophyta; Magnoliopsida; Brassicales; Brassicaceae. The record is from RefSeq and is marked reviewed. The transcript has 12 exons.
UUGAACGAACCCGAAUCUAACUUGUCGCCUAUGAGAGAAAGCGUCGGAUUUUCGAGGGGUGUAUUGCCUUUAAAUGAAGAAAGUGAAUGCGCUUUUGAAACAUCUCAAAUGUCUCAAGUUCCUAGGCGUGGACAAUAUGGUACACCAAGCGACAUUUCGGUUGAUAGUAAUGGCAACGGGCAUCUUGGUGAAAGUCUAGGCGCCAUGAACUGGAAUCUCAACAACAAUGAUGUGAGGAACUAUGAGAGUUCAACUUCGAGGUUUUCCUCUCCAUUUUCAUCGUUCUUACACAACAAGGUUCAGCCACAUCACAAUUUAAUUUCACAAACGGAUGGUCUGCUUUCUACAAGCAUCCUUGAUACAUCUCAAGUUCCUUCUUUUGGACAAUAUGGUAUACCAAAUGAUGUUGUCGGUAUGGAACCUGAAUUUGGUACUAGUUACAUGCAUAGUAACUACAAUGGUAUCAAUACUGAUCAAGUUGGAAAUCUGGUUGGACUUGGUAGAGAAAGAGUUAAUGUUAAUGGUAAUGUCUCUCUUGGUCAAAAUUUGGGUAGUAUGAAUUGGAAUUUCGAUGAAAACAACAUGAGUAAUCAUGGAAGUUCAACUUCGAGGUUUUCUUCUCCAUUUUCAUCAUUCGAGGAUCAGUCACUAAGUCAUUUAAACGAGGAAACAAAUGAGUUGGUUCCUGGAUUAGAGAAUCUAAGCCUAUACAAUGAUCAUCAAAGCAUCAACCCAUUUCUUGGCAAUACGAUUAAUUCCCAUUUUGUUGAGAAUCAGGAUCAAGGUUUAGUGAAUAAUGAAAAUCUUGAAUUUGCUAACGAUGAUCAACUGGAAAGGAAUGAAAUUCUUACUACUUAUUCUGUUGAGGAUAUUAAUAAUUUGAGCAUUAAUAACGUGAAGUUAAACUCUAAUGGGGAAACAUUGAAUUCUACUGCUGCUAAUUUGGAAAUGCUUUUUCCUACUCUUGACAUGAACAUUGUAAAUCAGCAUCAAGGUCAAGUGUUGAGUGGUGGAAAUCUUGAAUUUGCCAACGAUAAUCAACUUGAAAGGAAUGCAAUUCUUGCUGGUUAUUCUAUUGAGGAUAUUAAUAAUUUGAGCAUUAAUAACCAUCAAGGUCAAGUGUUGAGUGGUGUAAAUUUUGAAUUUGCCAACGAUAAUCAAUUCGAAAGGAAUGCAAUUCUUGCUGGUUAUUCUAUUGAGGAUAUUAAUAAUUUGAGCAUUAAUAACGUGAAUGACAACUCUAAUGAAGAAACAUUGAACUCUAUUGCUGCUAAUAAUGAAAUGAAUUUUACUAUUCUCGACGUGAACACUAUAAAUCAGGUGAAUGGCAACUCUAAUGAAGAAACAUUGAACUCUAUUGUUGCUAAUUCUGAAAUAAAUUUUACUACUCUCGACGUAAACACUAUAAAUCAGGUGGAUAACAACUUUAAUGAAGAAACAUUGAACUCUAUUGCUGCUAAUUCUGAAAUGAAUUUUACUACUCUCGACGUGAACAUUAUAAAUGAGGAAGAACAAGGUGCUGUAGAUAUGAUGGAUAUUGUAAUUACAUUUGAUGAGGAGGAAGAAGAUGUUGCAGCUUUGACUGAUAUUCCAGAACAAGAUGUUGAGAUUUUGACUGAUGUUCCUGAACAAGGUGUUACAGAUUUGACUGAUGUUCCAUUGACAUUUGAUCAGGAUUGGAAGGAUGAUGGCCUCAUGAACUUUAUGCUGGAUGUUGACGACAUGUUUUAAGAAAAUCUUUUAAUUUUGCUUUUGAAAGUAUCAGAUUAAUAUUUGAUAACUUUGUUAUGUUGUUUAAGAUUUUAUUUAAAAUUUGGAUGUUGUUUUGGUUUAAGAUUGUUUUCAAUUUUUGACGUUGUUUUUGUCAUCAUGACUCAUAUUCAAUUUGGAUGCUAUUUAAG